Messenger RNA from Acaulospora morrowiae, 613 nucleotides. NCBI's taxonomy places the organism in Eukaryota, Fungi, Glomeromycota, Glomeromycetes, Diversisporales, Acaulosporaceae. The record is from the annotation of a GenBank genome assembly.
AUGUCAACCACAUCGACCAAGUCAAAAAAAUUCAUAAGCAUGUUCAAACGAUUACGCAAAUUAAAGUUUUCAACGUGCAGCAAAAAAUCUUUACGUCGAAACAGCAUUGAGCAGCGACAGGAGAAUAAUCGGGGUACAGGAGAACCCUCCGCCAAUACAUUUGAAAAUACGCCUCUUCCCUCCUCACCCACCAAUACAAACAGGACGUUGGCAAAUGUAAACAAUCAUUCGACGAUUCAAGAACAAUCAGUCACCACCGACACCUCCUCUCCUUUAAGACACUACAAUAACAUCCCUACAAGUUUAAAUAAUUUCAUCAGGCAUUCAAAAAUUUUUCGGAGUACGUCAACUUCAAGUCCUACUUCUCCGGUGCCUAUAAAACUUAAUGUCGGUGGAAUUCUCUACGUCACCACACAGCAGACUCUAUGUAGUUGUCCGUCCUACCUUUCCGAACUUUUCUUCCUCUUUCAAUCUCCGAAUGCGACCACUUACGCAUCUUCGAAAUCAAAUCUGUUUGUCGAUUCCAGCAAUAAUCGUCAUGGGUAUCUCAAGAAUCCGGCUUCUCGUCAUCCGCAAAUUCCUUGGCCAGAAGAACUCUUCAUUGAUCGGGACG